AUGUUCACACAACGCCCCUCAUUCCGUUACAUAGCCACCGGGGCUGUAGUGUCUCUGUUUGCCCUUACAUUCCUCAUUAUCGGCACUGGCACACACCGCGAACUUUCAUCAGAGUAUAUACUCAAGGCACCUUCAAGGCCUUGCCCGGCUUCGAGUUUCUCAGGGAAUCAAACCUGGGAUUUUGUUGUCGAGCGUGAUGGAAAUAACCACGGGCUAUCAGAGAGCCAAUGUCGCAUCGCAUUCCCCAAGCUCUAUAACGAGCUUGACAAGUCAUCGGCUCUAAGAGCUGAUCGCCAUUAUACAUACAAAGAGUUUGAUUCUCGCACUGUGGAUGAUGGUAUGGUCCGUGGUAUCAUUGAUGGCGGAGAGCUGUACAUAGUCGACUAUGCCCCAAUGCCUGUUACAGCUACUCGCGCCCGCGCGACCCUCAACUCCCUUCACCGUGCCUUAACUGCCUUCCCAGACCGACACCUUCUCCCCAGCAUCGAGUUCACCUUCACAUCGGAGGACUUCGCCGCAGACUCAAAUGGCAAUGGUCCCAUUUGGGCCUAUUCCAAGCGGGAUUCGGACACGUCAGUUUGGCUGAUGCCGGACUUCGGAUACUGGGCCUGGCCAGAGGUCCAAAUCGGUCCAUACCACGAAGUUCGACGACGUAUUGCCGCUGUUGACAAUGGGGAGUUCAAAGGAGAUGGUAGCUUUAUUCCUGGUCUGCAGUUCCAAGAGAAAAAGAAGCAGCUCGUGUGGCGUGGUAGUCUGGCGACUAACCCGCCCGUACGAGCUAAGCUGCUCAAGUCUGCGUUGGAUCAUAGUUGGGCUAGCGUGCGGGUUAUCGAUUGGGAUGAUGAGACUGAUAUCCGGUUCAAUCUUCUGCCUAUCGAGGAUCACUGUCGGUAUAUGUUCUUAGCACAUGCGGAAGGGCGAAGCUUCUCUGGUCGUGGCAAGUAUCUCCUGAACUGCCGCUCUGUUGUUAUUUCGCAUGUCCUGGAAUGGCGCGAAGUUCAUCAUGCUGCCCUUGUAUCUUCUGGCCCAGAUGCCAAUUAUGUUGAGGUUGACCGUGACUUCGCUGACUUGCCGCGCAAGAUGGAGUAUCUUAUUGAUAAUCCAGAGGCUGCGGAGCGCAUUGCUAACAAUGCCGUGCGCACUUUCCGUGAUCGCUAUCUUACCCCUGCUGCCGAGUCUUGCUACUGGCGCCAAUUGGUGCGGCAGUAUGCUGCUGCUUGUGAGUUCGAGCCGGUCUUGUUUUCGACUACUCGUGAUGGGAGGACGCAGCCUCGAGGUGUGCCAUAUGAUACUUGGCUGUUGAUGCAUUGA
Messenger RNA from Penicillium nucicola, 1311 nucleotides. RefSeq lists its product as uncharacterized. The coding region runs from base 1 to 1311 and encodes 436 amino acids. NCBI's taxonomy places the organism in Eukaryota, Fungi, Ascomycota, Eurotiomycetes, Eurotiales, Aspergillaceae. The record is from RefSeq and is a predicted model, not a curated record. The transcript has 2 exons.